GCUUUUCUAGAGUGCCGCUGCAGCACUGGAUACAGUAGCUUCCCUUUUGUGUGAAGCGGUAUGGUGUGAAAACAUAAAGGAGCCAGGCUUCGGCUACAUUUAUUUUUUUAAAUAUAUAUCCUGUAAAUAGAAUUGUCGUAAUGUACAUCUCUGGAACUAACAUCAUGUUGUUGCUAUCGUGGCUAGAAUCGUUGCUUAUUUAUUGUAAAACCCAAGUCUAUUCUAUAGCCUUGCUGGCAAUCUGCACGUUAUGCGUUUUGGUUCACUGUAAUAGGAAACGUGUGGAUCUUACGAAUAUUCCGCCAGGACCAAAACCAAUGCCUAUUGUAGGCAAUUUUGGUGCAUUUCUUGUCCCACCUUGCCUUUGGAAGUUUUUCGCAAAGCCACAGCAGACGAGAUCCAAAAAAGGUCAUUUGGCUUUUAUGACGGAACAAGCCAAUUUAUAUGGUAACAUUUACAGCAUCUUUAUUGGACACAAGUUGGUCGUUAUACUGAAUGGUUAUGAAGUAAUUAAGGACGCUCUGACAAACCAUGCUGAUGUGUUUUCCGACCGUCCUGAUAUACCUACAAUUGCCUUAAUGACUAAACGCAAAGGAAUAGCCUUUGCCCCAUUUGGCCCAGUGUGGAGGACCCAACGAAAGUUCUGCCAAGCCAGUCUGCGGACCUUUGGCCUGGGCAAGCUGUCCUUGGAGCCACAUAUCCUGGAGUGCCUAGCUGUCGUCAAAGAGGAACUGUUACAGCACUAUAGGAAUAGCAGUGACACAGGUGUGGACCCGACUCCCCUCAUCAGAACUGCCGUAUCCAACGUCAUCUGCUCCAUGAGUAUGGGUCACAACUUCCAUCACGACGACGAGGAGUUCAACACCUUGCUGGAACUGAUGGCCCGCGGGCUGGAGAUCAGCAUCAGUGGGCCGGCGCUUCUGAUCAACAUCCUACCGGCGCUAUAUUACCUCCCAUGUGGGAUCUUCAAGGAGCUCCGGCAAGUGCAGCGGGACAUCACCGCCUUCCUGAAGAAGAUCAUCGCACAGCACAGGGCCACCUUAGACCCCAGCGACCCCAGGGACCUGAUAGACAUGUACCUGGCCAAGGUGCUGGAGCAGCAGGCCGCGGGCGAGGAGGAUAGCAGCUUCUCAGAGGACUAUCUCUUCUACAUCAUAGGGGAUUUGUUCAUCGCCGGAACCGACACCAGCACUAAUUCCAUUCUUUGGAUGCUGCUGUAUAUGGCGCUGCACCCGGAUGUACAAGACAAAGUGCAGGCGGAGAUGGACAAGGUGGUGGGCAGAGCGCGACUCCCCUCUAUGAAGGACAAGGGGAGUUUGCCUUUCACAGAGGCCACCAUUAUGGAGGUGGAGAGGUUGACCGUAGCCGUCCCUUUGGGCAUUCCCCACAUGGCUUCCAAAACGGCAGAGUUCAGAGGCUUUACUAUCCCCAAAGGAACAGUGGUCAUCCCAAACCUGUGGUCCGUCCAUAGAGACCCCACAGUGUGGGAGGAGCCAGACACCUUCAACCCAGGCCGCUUUCUGGAUGAGGCGGGAAAGCUGCUGAGAUCAGAGCACUUCAUUCCCUUUGGGAUCGGUCCGAGGAUUUGCAUGGGAGAACAACUGGCCAAGAUGGAGAUGUUUCUGAUGUUUACCAACCUACUGCAGGCUUUUCAAUUCAGCCUACCAAUCGGGGUUCCUGCCCCCUCGAUGCAGGGGCGCUUUGGCCUAACACUAGCACCUUGUCCUUACACUGUUUGCGUGAUUCCAAGAUGAAUGCAUGUUUAAAAGAAAAUGUGCGAUCAUUGUGAUGGACAUUGCAGACCAUCAUGCAUUGAGGUAGUUUGUGUAUUUAGAGCAAGAUAUUUUCUUAUAAGCUCUUCUGCAUGCCCGAUGGGAACAGUAUGCAUCCCUGAGUUGAGCCGAGUUCAACAUUAGGCCCACUGGGUACUCUGGCAUUCCUGCAUGAGUGCAUGACUUUAAAGGACAAAUCCGGUGUAAAAUAGAUUUGGGAUAUGUUUGGUAUGAUAACGAGUUGGAAAGUUUGUUUUGGAAAAAAAAAAGCGCAUAUAGACGCAUUCUUAAGUUGGCUGUUUUUAGCCGAUUCUAUCAAAACGCUAUAAACCUGGAACGAUAGGGGCAUGUGUUAUGGUAAAAACUAAAUCGCUGUUUCAAACCACUUAAAAGGUUAGAAGUAGCCUGACACUUCUUUGGUAGUCUUAACAAACAUAUAAAACGAGGCAUUGAUAACCAGUGUUUGUAAUAACGCCGUUUAAAAGAACGGCGUUAGGUAACACCGUUCUUUUUAUUGGGGUAAUCUAACUAAUUACUGUUUCCGUCACUACAACGCCAUCACCGUUACUGUAGGUUAAAUGCGGUGCGUUACUAUGAAUUGAUUGAAUAAACUGGGUAAUCCGAACGCAACCCUGGCUCCAAACACAAACUGCUAGUGAGGAGACCGGGUGGGUUAACAACGAGAUAAGCGAUUAUGAUUGGCUAAGGCAGAGUCAUGUUUCAUGGUAGCCAAUCGGAGCCAGUGUUUUUACACACAAGCCAGGACACGGGCGCCACACACACGCACACACAUGCACACGCACACACACCAAACAGAUUCGAUGAAGCAGCAGAAAUGGCGAGUCCGGAGCAAUCUGAUGAAAAGUUGGCAUUUUCUGUAGUAUUCGGCAGAUGUUCCACAGCCUUUGCAACUAAGCAAAUUAAAAUUGAGUUUGAAGUAUAUCAGGGCCUUUAAUGGGCAGUUCAACCAUUUAACACAUUAAGGCCAAGUGAAAACUGCUCAGAAAAAUCCAAAUUCUUUUUCAUAUAGCAACUUUCUUUUUUUUACAGUAACGCAAAUAGUUACUUUCCCUAGUAGCUAGUUACUUUUAUUAUAGAGUAAUUCAAUUACUAACUCAGUUACUUUUUGGAACAAGUAGUUAACUAUAACUAAUUAGUUUUUUAAAGUAACGUUCACAACACUGUUGAUAACUUUGUAAGUGUACAGAUUGUUUAUUAAAAAUGACAUUAAAAUGUCCUUUUUAAUAAACAAUCUGUACACUUACAAAGAUAUCAAUGCCUCGUUUUACAUGUUAAGACCCUUAUUAUACUACCAAAGAAGUGUCAGGCUACUUCUAGCCUUUUAAAUGGUUUAAAAUAGCGAUUUAGUUUUUACUAUAACAAAUCGUUCCAAGUUUAUAGCAUUUUGGUAGAAUCGGCUAAAAACAGCCAAUUUAGGAAUGCGUCUCUGCGCGCUUUUUUGCUCCCAAACGAACAUUCCAACUUGUUAUCAUACUAAACAUAUCCCAGAUCCAUUUUACACCGGAUUUCUCCUUUAAUGCAUUUCUUGAGAAUUCUUAAAUUCAAUGGAUCUUGUAGGCUGCUCUGAGAAUUAUUUGAGGUUAAUUUGAAUUCUGUUUAGUUUAAUUGCCGCCAAUGGUUUCCAACAGUUUGUAUAUUUAUAACAAUAUAUUCUCCCUUAUGAUCCUAAGAAGGACAAGAUAUCACCAUUCUGGAUUGAUUACCGUUUUUGGCAUGGCCGAUAAGAAAAACAAUGAGGUAUAGCCUACCUGAGAGCAGCUAACUUUACUGGCCCGCUGGGCACCUUGGCAUUGCAUGAGCCAUGACUAUUAUUCUCUUGAUAAUUCUCAUAUCAUUGGAUCUUGUAGACUGCCCUCACCAUUAUGGGGGCUCGUUUAAAUUCAGUUUAGGUGAAUUUCACCAAAUUCAUGUAAUUUGGCUUAAAGUCAUGAUUGGUCAAAGAAUGUUUCCAAAUAAAACGGGCCGGUAGCUACAGUAGCUACAGCUUAAUGUUAUUCUAUUUACGUUUUAAUUAAGUAUGAAUAGAGAAUGUUAUGCAUCCAUUGCACAUAUUUGAGUUAUUUGCUGAAUUGCACAUAUAUUCACAUUCAAUGAAUUGAUAUGGUUUAUUGUUCGUUAAUAAAACAUAUAUUUUUUUCUGUAUAUAUUUUGAACGAUUGAAUACUACACAAAAUCUAAAUAUUAAUAAAGAAUGCAUU
Gadus chalcogrammus (walleye pollock) is the source of this 3991-nucleotide messenger RNA. It is a transcript of the gene cyp2u1, whose product is annotated as cytochrome P450 2U1. Gene Ontology annotation, cellular component: intracellular membrane-bounded organelle; cytoplasm. Gene Ontology annotation, molecular function: oxidoreductase activity, acting on paired donors, with incorporation or reduction of molecular oxygen, reduced flavin or flavoprotein as one donor, and incorporation of one atom of oxygen; heme binding; iron ion binding. Lineage: Eukaryota; Metazoa; Chordata; Actinopteri; Gadiformes; Gadidae. Bases 141 to 1754 code for a protein of 537 amino acids. The record is from RefSeq and is a predicted model, not a curated record. Gene Ontology annotation, biological process: xenobiotic metabolic process. The transcript has 5 exons.